AAAAUAUAGACGUUAGAGUUACGGCAAACAUAUAGGCGAUUGCCAAGUGAAUAAAUUAAAUGGCGCCGCGAAUGUGUCCCCUCUCCCCUAAUUUUUAGCUGUUUCUAUUUAUUGCGUACCAAAUCCCUAAUUUAUGGAGUUUCUUUUACCGAUCUUACUGGAAUUUUCCGUGUAAUUGAUGCUUAUAGUCGCGCUUUCUCGUUCUUGUUGAUUGCAGUGUAGUGUUGCGUUUGGUGAAGAAUUGUCGUGCAGAGUGGUUGCAAAGAGGCGCUGGUUUAUUUGAGGAUUGAAUUUGAAUUGGGCGUUGGAAUGAUCGAGAAUGAUUUAUGGAGUUGAUGGUGUCAUAUGAUUCUUUCUCUAGAUUAAUGACAAGUUUUUUUGUAUAAAUUUUACUUGACUGUGAUUUAGUGUCCUGUGUCCACAAUUUUGGAAAUGGCUAUUGCUGGGCUGCACAAUGUAUCUGCAUUUGGCCCUUCAUUUUUUGGGGAGGGCCGACGGGAACAGCCGAGCACCCGGGCAUCCACGCUCUUGCAAAUAUGGCGAGAAAUUGAGGGUGAACAUGCGGUGAAUCAAUCUUAUAGAUCAAGGCAGCCUAGAAAUGGUUCAGAUUCUGAGUGUUUGAGCACUUCCACAUCUUUUGAAAGAGGAAGUGAUAAUGGAGAUGAUAUUUCUCAGCAUUCUGAUGAAUCAGAGAAUCAAGGUUUUACUGGAUCAGAGAUGGAUCCAGGGGAAAAUGGUAGUAUUGCAUCUGAACAAUCUAGUGAUUUGGGGGAGAUUGAAAGGGAAAGAGUGAGGCAAAUUUUUCGAGAAUGGAUGAAUAGUGGUUCGAAAGGGCCUCCAUCGUAUGAGUUAAAUCUUAACAACUGUUCGGGUCAAUGGCUUGGUGAGACUGAGUGUCAAAGAGUGAGAAUUAUCAGGGAAUGGGUGCAAGCAAAUGCACAGCAACGAAACAAUUGUGGAUCAGUAAGAGAUGGAGUUGCUCAAUCUGGCUCUCAGCUCGAGCAGGUGCGCGAUGGGUUAGCUAUCAGUCAUUCUGAGAUUGGCCAGCGAAAGCACAUUCGAAGGCUGUGUGGUAGACAAACACUGCUUGAUCUUCUUCUUAGGGCUCAGAGUGAAAGAAAAAAUGAACUUGUAGCCUUGUCUGGGCGGAGGCCAGUUUCUGAUUUUGCUCAUCGUAAUCGAAUUCAGGCCCUACUCAGAGGUCGAUUCCUACGGGACCAAAGUUCAGUAAUUCAUGAGAGAACAUCAUCACACGCUGCCACUGAAUUGAGUUUGCUGAGGCAAAGACAUACGGUUUCAGAUCUUAGGGAAGAAUUUCUGUCCAAGUUGGAAAAUUCUGCCUCGGCUUCAGCCAACACUGCUAAAUGUGAUUGCUCCUCCAUUGGUGACAAUAAUGAGGAAUCAGACUCUCCGAGAACCCGAAGGGAAGUCGCAAGACUAUUGAAUUUACAAACUGUUUCAGAUGUAAUCACAAGCCCUCAUGAACAGGCAACUGAGACAGAGGAUCAUGGCUUCGACAACGACGGAAGAGAGCAAGAAAGAUCGAACAAUGGAAGUGCCAGUUGUGUCGAAGAACCUGCUUCAGCUAUGCAACAAGAAGUAUUCACUGCUGAUGCUAAUAGUAACAGAGAUGAACUGAUCAAUGCCGUUUCUAAUGAAACUUCGACAGAGUCUGAGGGAAUACAUUCUAAUGGCCAUGGUCGUUCAGAAAGAAAUGUCAAUGAAGAAGCUGAUGAUCUGCACGAUCCAAUAUCACCGUUAGAAGAGUUCCAAGAGCCUGGAAUCGAGACUCCAGACAGUUCCCGGCAACAAGUAGAUACAGUUGCAUCUACCGAACUGGUUAACCCCACAGAAGUGGCAGUCGGUAGUUUGGGGGAAAGCACGAGCAAUCAAUGGUCUCCCGGAACAUCUCAAAACAAUGGCGAGGAGCACCAAGAUCAGGUGCAAGAAUCACAUGGAGACUGGCCAAGCCAAGAUUUUGAGGAAGCUAUCGACAAUUGGCUAGAUGAUACCCCUACGAGAGCAGAAAGCGAAUCGUUUGGAAGAACUGAUCCUACUUAUUAUUUCCCUGAUGACGACAACGCCCACUCGAUGGAACUGAGGGAGCUUUUUAGCCGGAGACGUGUCUCCAGUCUCCUCGGUAGUGGCUUCCGCGAGAGCCUAAAUCAGGUGCUACAGUCGCACGUCGAAAGGCUAGGUCAUGCUUCUGACGAUUGGGAACUGGAAAAUUCACCUCCGGAACAAGAUCAGGAGCAACUCACUGGUGAUCAAAAUCUACCUCCAACUGACAACUCCGAAAGAAAUCAAUUCGCGCCAUCUUCGAACUAUUUUACGUCUGAGAUACUCUGGGGCGCGGAGCUGCAGCCUGCAAGUUGGCCACGACACAUCUCGAAUCAGCAAUUGGGAACGGAGUGGGAGGUAAUCAAUGAGCUGAGACUCGACAUGGCGAGGCUUCAACAGAGGAUGGACAACAUGCAAAGCAUGCUCGAAGCGUGCAUGGACAUGCAAAUAGAGUUGCAACGAGCCGUGCGUCAGGAGGUUUCUGCUGCAUUAAAUCGCUCUACUUUCGCAACAGACGCUGGGCAGCAGCAGCAGCGGCAAGUUCAUGACGGUGAGUCCCAAUGGGAUCAUGUGAGGAAAGGAAUUUGCUGUCUAUGCCAGGACAGUAAAAUCAAUUCCCUUCUUUACAGAUGUGGGCACAUGUGUAGCUGUUCAAAAUGUGCAGAAAAUCUUGUCCGGGAGAAGGGGAAAUGCCCAAUGUGUGAAGCUCCUGUGGUUGAAGUGGUGAGAGCUUAUUUUGUGCAGUGACUUCCUGAUAUAUAUAUAUAUAUAUAUAUAAUUUACUGAAAGGUGUUACCGGGAAUGUGCCAUGUCUCUUACUAUAUAACUAUAUAACUAUAUAUAUAUAUUGGCCAAUUGAUCUAUUGGUGACGAAGGGAGAGGAGAGGAUACUGAUUUGUUAUUUAUUACUUAAAUAUACACAGAUUGACUGAUUU
Andrographis paniculata is the source of this 2996-nucleotide messenger RNA. RefSeq lists its product as uncharacterized. The transcript has 8 exons. The coding region runs from base 433 to 2808 and encodes 791 amino acids. Lineage: Eukaryota; Viridiplantae; Streptophyta; Magnoliopsida; Lamiales; Acanthaceae. The record is from RefSeq and is a predicted model, not a curated record.